AUGUCUGACAAGGAUAUAGUACGGGACGCCAGCCAUGCCGGCUCAUGGUACUCAGCUUCUGCGUCUCAACUCGACUCACAGCUUGAGGGCCACCUCGCCGCAGUCAAGCCUCCGCUUAAGUGCAUCGGUCCACAAUCAGAGGGACAAUCAGUAUCCGAGCUGCCUAUCUCCGGAGCGAGGGUGAUUAUAGGACCGCACGCCGGUUACUCAUACUCAGGCCCAGCAGCAGCCUGGGCUUACAGAUGCUGGGAUGUGUCCAAGGCCAAGAGAGUCUUUCUGCUAGGACCAUCGCACCAUCAUUACACAUCUCGGGCUGCGCUAACCCGCUGCACCCACUAUGCUACGCCGCUUGGCCAUCUCACCAUAGACCGCGCGAUGACAACAGAGCUCUACAAGUCUGGCAAGUUCGAAUGGAUGUCUCAAUCAGUGGACGAAGAUGAGCAUAGCCUUGAAAUGCAUCUACCAUAUAUUCACAAGAUAUUUUCAAAGACUUUCUCUGGCAACGCUGCGAAGUUUCCGCUUCUAGUGCCCGUCAUGGUUGGCAAUACCUCCGCAUCAACGGAGGCCACGCUUGGCAAGCUACUCGCCCCUUAUCUUGCCGACGAGACAAACGCCUUCGUGAUAUCUUCGGAUUUCGCGCACUGGGGCCUUCGCUUUCGCUACACUCUCUACCGCUCGCCCGGGGCUUCGCAGGUCAACCUUGCCGCAGGAGCCAAAGCGCCCACUAACCCGGCCAUCCACGAGUCGAUCAAGGCUGUAGACUUUGACUGCAUCGCAUCUUGCGAAAGUGGCGACCAUUCACAAUGGCUUGAGACCUUGGAGAGCACCGGCAAUACCGUAUGCGGGCGGCAUCCAAUCGGCGUGAUGAUGGCUGCAGUAGAGGAAUUGCGAAGGACAUCCGGGAAAAAGGAUGCGGGUGCUUUCAAGUUUGUGAGGUACGAGCGGAGCGAGGAGGUAAAGAAGGUGAGCCAGAGCAGUGUGAGUUAUGCAAGCGCUUUUGCUGUGAUUUGA
Molecule: messenger RNA, 1011 nt
Organism: Baudoinia panamericana UAMH 10762
Lineage: Eukaryota; Fungi; Ascomycota; Dothideomycetes; Mycosphaerellales; Teratosphaeriaceae
Exons: 4
Coding region: 1-1011 (336 amino acids)
Source: RefSeq, a predicted model, not a curated record